AUGUUUUCCGCAGCUCGUUCAGAUACGUUGUUCUUAGGGGCUCAAAAAGUCACUGGUGACGAUGUGCGUAACCAAACAGUUUUGGCUGCGCAAACAGUGGCCAAUGUUGUCAAGUCAUCUUUGGGACCAGUUGGAUUGGAUAAAAUGUUGGUUGACGAUAUCGGAGAUGUCACUGUGACCAAUGAUGGGGCUACUAUUUUGGCAUUGUUGGAUGUCCAACAUCCAGCUGGUCAAAUUUUGGUAGAAUUGGCUCAACAGCAAGAUCGCGAAGUUGGUGAUGGAACAACUUCAGUGGUUAUCAUUGCUGCUGAGUUAUUGAAGCGUGCCAAUGAGUUGGUCAAACAUAAAGUACAUCCAACCACAAUCAUCAGUGGAUACAGAUUAGCAUUGAAGGAAUCGAUCAGAUAUAUAAAUCAAAUCUUGUCACAAAAUGUUGAUCAAUUGGGAAAGGAAACCUUGAUUAACAUCGCCAAGACAUCAAUGUCAUCGAAAAUCAUUGGAGCUGAUUCUGAUUUUUUCAGCAAGAUUGUCGUUGAUGCAAUGUUGGCGGUAAAGACAACAAACUCAAAGGGGGAAACUAAAUAUCCAGUUAAAGCAGUAAACAUUUUGAAAGCUCACGGUAAAUCAGCAUUGGAGUCGGUAUUGGUCGAAGGCUAUGCUUUGAACUGUACUGUUGCUUCACAAGCCAUGGUGAAGGAGGUCAAAAAUGCCAAGAUUGCUUGUCUUGAUAUCAAUUUACAAAAAGCGAGAAUGGCAAUGGGUGUACAAAUAAAUAUUGAAGAUCCUGAUCAAUUGGAAGAGAUUAGGAAAAGAGAAUAUGGAAUCAUUAUUGAGCGAAUUCAGAAAAUUAUCGCCAGUGGUGCUAACGUCAUCUUAACAACAAAGGGAAUUGAUGAUUUAUGUUUAAAAGAAUUUGUUGAAAAUGGAUGUAUGGCUGUUAGACGUUGUAAAAAAGAGGAUUUACGCAGAAUUGCUCGUGCCACUGGUGCCACUUUGGUAUCAUCAUUGAGUAAUUUGGAAGGUGAAGAAACGUUUGAAGCUAGUAAUUUGGGUUCAGCACAAGAAGUCGUACAAACAAGAAUCAGUGAUGAUGAAUGCAUAUUAAUAAAGGGAACCAAGCAACAUUCAUCAAGUUCGAUAAUUUUGAGAGGUCCAAAUGAUUAUUCAUUGGAUGAAAUGCAAAGAUCUAUAAAUGAUUCACUUUCAGUAGUGAAGAGGACGUUGGAAAGUGGUAAUGUCGUACCUGGAGGAGGAGCAGUUGAAACUGCGCUAAACAUUUAUUUGGAAAAUUUUGCUUCAACAGUGGGGUCGAGAGAACAAUUGGCAAUUGCAGAAUUUGGUGCAGCAUUGUUGAUUAUCCCCAAGACGUUGGCAAUGAAUGCAGCUAAAGAUGCAUCGGAAUUGGUUUCGAAAUUGAGAACAUAUCACGCUGCGGCACAAUUGGCCAAGACUGAUGAUGAAAAAAGGAAAAAAUAUAAGAAUUAUGGGUUAGAUUUGAUACAUGGCAAGAUUGUAAAUGAAGCUACCCAAGGUGUUUUGGAACCAACAAUUUCCAAGAUUAAGGCAUUGAAAUCGGCAUUGGAAGCUUGUGUUUCGAUAUUGAGAAUUGAUACCAUCAUUGAAGUGCACCCAGAGCCACCAAAGGAAGAUCCUCAUGCUCAUUGA
Lodderomyces parapsilosis is the source of this 1665-nucleotide messenger RNA. RefSeq names its product chaperonin-containing T-complex alpha subunit (gene TCP1). Gene Ontology annotation, cellular component: chaperonin-containing T-complex. The record is from RefSeq and is a predicted model, not a curated record. Gene Ontology annotation, molecular function: ATP hydrolysis activity; ATP binding; ATP-dependent protein folding chaperone. Gene Ontology annotation, biological process: protein folding. The transcript has a single exon. NCBI's taxonomy places the organism in Eukaryota, Fungi, Ascomycota, Pichiomycetes, Serinales, Debaryomycetaceae. Bases 1 to 1665 code for a protein of 554 amino acids.